This is a messenger RNA of Canis lupus familiaris (dog), 1877 nucleotides long. RefSeq names its product pre-mRNA-splicing factor SYF2. Bases 187 to 927 code for a protein of 246 amino acids. Gene Ontology annotation, cellular component: post-mRNA release spliceosomal complex; catalytic step 2 spliceosome; Prp19 complex. The transcript has 8 exons. The record is from RefSeq and is a predicted model, not a curated record. NCBI's taxonomy places the organism in Eukaryota, Metazoa, Chordata, Mammalia, Carnivora, Canidae.
AGAGGCACAGCGGAUUCCUGUGGCCCGAACGGUACCUGGUGUAGGGAGCAGGGAUUGGUCCGAAGCUUCGAGACCAUCAGGAAGGGGCGGGGCUUACAAUGGAAUGUUCUUCCGUAUCGGCGGGUGGCCCACGGGCAGACGGAAGUGCUCUGUGUUGUUGCCGGAAGUGGCGAGAGAAAGUUUGUGAUGGCUGCUGCGAUUUUAGCCGAGAAGGUGCCCGUGGACAGCUCGGAGGAGGGGGAGCAGCCCCCGGCGGCGCCCGCGGAGCUGGCCGCCCAGAAGCGCGAACAGAGGCUGCGCAAAUUCCGGGAGCUGCACCUGAAGCGGAAUGAAGCUCGUAAAUUAAAUCACCAGGAAGUUGUUGAAGAAGAUAAAAGACUUAAGUUACCUGCUAACUGGGAAGCCAGGAAAGCUCGUCUGGAGUGGGAGCUGCAGGAAGAAGAAAAGAAGAAGGAAUGUGCGGCGAGAGGGGAGGACUAUGAGAAAGUGAAGCUGCUGGAGAUCAGUGCAGAAGAUGCAGAAAGAUGGGAAAGGAAGAAGAGGAGGAAAAACCCUGACCUGGGAUUCUCAGAUUAUGCUGCUGCCCAGUUACGCCAGUAUCAUCGGCUGACGAAGCAGAUCAAGCCUGACAUGGAAACCUAUGAGAGACUGAGAGAAAAACAUGGAGAAGAGUUUUUCCCAACUUCCAACAGUCUUCUUCAUGGAACACAUGUGCCUUCCACAGAGGAGGUUGAUAGGAUGGUCAUAGAUCUGGAAAAACAAAUUGAAAAACGAGACAAGUACAGCCGGAGACGUCCUUAUAAUGAUGAUGCAGACAUUGACUACAUUAACGAAAGGAAUGCCAAAUUCAACAAGAAGGCAGAAAGAUUCUACGGGAAAUAUACAGCUGAAAUUAAACAGAAUUUGGAGAGAGGAACAGCGGUCUGAUCCCUUCAGGAACUGUUUCUGGAAGCUUGAGAAUGCUAGGGAAAUUGAAGUUCUCUUCAAAGUUAUCCCAGGAAACCAGCACUCAGUCUACUAUGCUUGCCCACUCAACGUUUACAAAUAAAUGCUUCUUCUUAAACAUAUGCUUCCAUGUAUAUUACCACAUUUCUGUGCUUUGAUGUAAGAUGUAUUUUAAGAGGCAGCGUACUUGUUUUGUAAAAAAUCUACUUUGUACAAAUACUAAUUAUUUUUCUAUGUAUUUUAAAUGUGUAUGACUAUUUAAUCUUUGAAGCAUUUUGGGUUUAGGAUUAUUGGCAGCAUACAUAAAUUAGUCAUUGCUUUGAGUGUUGUUAUGAAUCUGACAAAAUCUAGAACUAGACUCAGCAACCUUUUGAGGUUGUAGACCGUGAAGCUAAGUACAGUGAGAAGGAAGGUGGCCAUGGCUACUGGAGGGCUCUCUUUACCCGUGGCCUCUUAUGAACAAGUCAGGAAGCAGAACUAUCUUCCCAUGAAUAUUGACCACAUACAGUUCCUUUUAUAAAAAGCAAAUAUCCUGCGGAAUAGAAUCCCUACUAAGCACUAAUAUUUAAAACAAAUAUUUGUACAAAAAAAAAUCCAAAUAUUUGUGUGUGUGUGUGUGUGUAUACUUGUAUAUAUAUGCAAAAUUACAUGCUUUCAUUGUGUGAACAAAAAUUUUUUUUAAUUAUGGGGAAUUCAAAACAGUCAAAAGAAGACAGAAUGAUACAAUGAAUCCCAUAUACCCAAUUUUCAAUAAUCAUAAACUCCUGGCCAGUCUUGUUUCAUCUUCAUUUCUGCCUACUUUCACUUCUGGGAGUCCCAUGUUAUUUUGAAGCAAAUAUUAAAUGUAUAAUUUUGUCUAUAAAUGUUUCAGUAUCAAAGAUAAAGACCACUAUAAUCACAAUGAUAGUUUUAAUAAAUUCCAGAGAGAAAGA